AUGACAGAGUUUCUAACUCAUACUUAUUAAUCAUCAUCCAAUGUUAUCAAGCACCAUUUCUGCAAUGCUUAGGGCGGAACAACAUGGAGAUGGCAAUAAAUUGGGACCAAGUACGUCACAGCAAGCCAUCUCCUGGCAAUUCAUUACUUCACACCACCACCGUAGAUUUUCGUUGAAAACUUCUAUGGAGCGCUCGUUUGAAUUAGCGGCUUUUGUAUUUGUAUGCUCCUUGGAUGUUAUUGUUCAGAAGUUUCUUGUUGAAUUGAGAAGUUUGUUUUGAUUAACUUCUUAACGAUUAAUUUUUUAGGUUAUGUUUUUAAGUUUUGAAUUUUGUAUUUACGGUUUUGUCGGAUUACGGUGUUGCAAUAAAAUAAGUUCAGAAUAUUCAUAUGAGUUGUGAAGAUGUUUCCUGCAAGUACACAAGCAAAAUACUGGACAUUUAGUGACGAGUCAGAUUUGAAUCGUUUUAGGCAAGAAACGAAUAAAAGCUUCGUUUUGAAACAUGGUGCCAAUAUGACAGACGAGCAGCGGGAGGCGACCUUCCUGACCGCGGCCGAGGAGCGUCUCCUCCUGCGGCAGCACGAGCUGCAGCUGCGGGACUUCUGCAAGCAUUUCUCUCCCGCGAUGCCGCGCGCCGUCGUCGGCACCACGUUCCACUACUUCAAGCGGUUCUACAUCCACAACUCCGUCAUGGACUACCACCCCAAGGAAAUACUGGUCACGUGUGCCUACUUGGCUUGCAAGGUAGAGGAAUUCAAUGUUUCCAUAACACAGUUUGUAUCCAAUAUAAAAGGGGACAGAGAGAAGGCGACAGAUAUAAUUCUGAACAAUGAGCUGUUGUUGAUGCAGCAGUUGAAUUACCACCUCACUGUUCACAACCCGUUCCGGCCGAUGGAAGGACUUCUGAUCGAUAUUAAGACGCGGUCGGCGCUGCGCGACCCCGAGCGGCUGCGGCCGUGCGCCGAGGACCUGCUAGAGCGCUCGUUCCUCACGGACGCGUGCGUGCUGCACGCCCCCUCGCAGGUGGCCCUCGCCGCCGUGCUCCACUCGGCCAGCAAGGUGCAGGAGAACCUGGACGCGUACGUCACCGACACGCUGUUCGGCCGGCACGGCGCUGACAGGCUCGCCAGCCUCAUCGAGUGCGUCAGGAAAAUCAGGACCAUGAUGAAGAACGUGGAGAUGGUGACGCCUCCUCGGGACGCGAUGCGCCAGCUCGAGAAGAAGCUGGAGAAGUGCCGCAACCAGGAGAACAACCCGGCGAGCCAGGUCUACAAGCAGCGCAUGCAGGAGAUGCUGGACGAUGAGGACGAGCCAGACAGCAUGAACUACGCCCAGCUGCUCCGCGAGCAAGAGGCGACGGAGGCCAAAGUGACGGGGGUCACCCGCGUGCUGUCCCCGUCGGCCCUCUAGCCUCUGCGUGCCGUGGUCGCGUCAAGUUGCGAUCGCGUGACCAUCCCCCGCCGCUUCGGAAACAAUUUAUUUGCUCUGCAUGUUCUGCUUGUGUGGAGUAUGGGAAGCUCCAUCCAGCAAGGGAGUCGUGAACUUUUGUUGUCGUAACAUCUUGAAUACUUUAAAUAUUAUAUUUGGUCGGCAUGUUCUGCUUGUGUGGAGUAUAGGAAGCUCCAUCCAGCAAGGCGGUCGUGACUUCUGUUGUCAUGUAACAUCUUGAAAACUUUAAAUAUUUAUUUGCUCUGCAUGUUCUGCUUGUGUGGAGUAUGGGAAGCUCCAUCCAGCAAGGGAGUCGUGACUUCCGUUGUCGUAACAUCUGUCGUCGGGCUUUUUCAGGGAGUCCACGUUCUGGAAAGUCGAGGAAAAUCGGAGAAGAAAUUCUGCAAGUCCCAUUAACAUACUUUUUUUUUUUAUUGCGUUUAAACAUAAUACUAGAAAUUUUUUUCCACGAUUCACAGAAGUCCAAGAAAAAUUUGCAUGUUAAAGUAAAAUUCAUAAGAGAGGAAUAUACAUAGAACCGUAAUAUAGUUGUGUAAAAUGCAAGGAAAAAAAAAACUGACAGUGAAUUUUCUUAAAUGUUUCAAAGCGAUUUUGUUGAUUCAUAUAUUUAUCAUAAUACACCAGAAUAUUUGUUACAUAUAAAAAAGGAUGUGUUUGCUGUGUUUAAGAAAAUAAAUCCAAGUUACUUAAUCUUCUAAGCUA
Messenger RNA from Bacillus rossius redtenbacheri, 2151 nucleotides. RefSeq names its product cyclin-H (gene CycH). Gene Ontology annotation, molecular function: cyclin-dependent protein serine/threonine kinase regulator activity. The record is from RefSeq and is a predicted model, not a curated record. The coding region runs from base 403 to 1410 and encodes 335 amino acids. NCBI's taxonomy places the organism in Eukaryota, Metazoa, Arthropoda, Insecta, Phasmatodea, Bacillidae. Gene Ontology annotation, biological process: regulation of cyclin-dependent protein serine/threonine kinase activity; DNA-templated transcription; regulation of transcription by RNA polymerase II. The transcript has 6 exons. Gene Ontology annotation, cellular component: transcription factor TFIIK complex; nucleus.